Messenger RNA from Gambusia affinis (western mosquitofish), 3864 nucleotides. RefSeq names its product chloride anion exchanger-like. The record is from RefSeq and is a predicted model, not a curated record. Lineage: Eukaryota; Metazoa; Chordata; Actinopteri; Cyprinodontiformes; Poeciliidae. Gene Ontology annotation, cellular component: membrane. Gene Ontology annotation, molecular function: oxalate transmembrane transporter activity; chloride transmembrane transporter activity; bicarbonate transmembrane transporter activity. The coding region runs from base 434 to 2701 and encodes 755 amino acids. Gene Ontology annotation, biological process: transmembrane transport. The transcript is spliced from 23 exons.
CAGACUGCCCCCGGUGCGUUGCUCACUGUCUGCGCGCUUUUUAAACGGCCUCACCGGGGCCUCACCACGUCGUCGGAAGCGAAAACUUGCAAAAAUACAGACUAGUGUCUGAACAAUUCCCUGGAAGUUCACGUGUCUGCUCCUUCCUGUAAAAAAGCUACUUUACUUCCACUCUAUAAAAACAAUAAUGUGUCCUGACCACAUCCUCCAAUGCACUGAAAGUCGCGCCCACAGAUAUCAGUGGGAACAAUGAUCAAAGGUUGUGAUAAGCAGCUGAGGGGGCAUUUAUUGAUGGCAGAAGAGUCUGAGGUCCCAGUUGAUCCCUGGCUGCUGGAACGAGAGCAACAGAGCAAGGAAGCUUACAACUGAGGAGUGUAUGAGGCCUUAGAGUCACAUAGCGGGCAGCAGCGGUCCUCCAAACAGCAAAGGCAGCAUGAUGCGAGCAGGAGCCAGGGAUUAUGUGGUGGCCAGGCCGCUGUACUCUGAGGACUCAUUCAACGAGGAGCAUAAGAAGGUUUACAGGCAUCACAAGACGGUUCUGGACCACGUCAAGCAGUACUUCAGAUGUGACGCCAAACGGGCCAAGAACGCGGCUCUCUCCCUGCUGCCGAUCAUCGGCUGGAUGAAAAUCUACAGAAUCAAAGAGUGGCUGGUCAGUGACAUCGUGUCUGGUGUCAGCACAGGACUGGUGGCUGUCCUGCAAGGUCUUGCCUACUGCCUGCUGGCCUCUCUGCCUCCCUGGUAUGGACUCUUUGCUGCCUUCUUUCCAAUCAUCACCUACUUUUUCUUGGGCACCUCUCGACACAUCUCAGUAGGUCCUUUUCCAGUCUUGUGUCUGAUGAUUGGCUCGGUGGUGACUAGGCUCAUCCCAGACGAAGGGCCAGCUGCCAACAUCACUGGGUUCACAGGUCUGACGGUAGACGAGCAGAGAGUGUUGGUGGCCUCCUCUGUGACCUUCCUCGUUGGCAUCAUGCAGCUGGCAAUGGGGGUCCUACAGGUGGGCUUCGUGGUCAUGUACCUGUCUGACACCCUGGUCUCUGGGUUCACCACAGCUGCUGCCAUCCAUAUCCUUGUAUCUCAGUUAAAGUUUGUGUUGGGGCUCCAGGUUCCUGGCAUCAGUGGACCCCUCUCCAUUAUAUAUACUCUGGAGAUCAUCUUCAACAAGAUCACGUCCAGCAACGUGUGUGACAUUGUGAUCUCCCUCGUGAUCAUGGUGGCGGUGUUUCUUGUGAAAGAGCUAAAUGACAGAUACAAAUCUAAACUGCCCGUUCCCAUCCCGAUAGAGGUUAUCAUGACUGUUAUUACUUGUGGAGUUUCUUAUGCAUUUGACUUCAAGAGCAGAUAUGGCAUUGACGUUGUUGGAAAAAUUCCCCUAGGAUACGAGCCUCCAGUCGCCCCAAACCUUCAGGUCUUCCAGCACACGGCGAUGGAAGCUUUCCCAAUGGCUAUAGUGGGUUUUGCUGUGGCCUUCUCUGUGGCAAAAGUCUAUUCCAUAAAACAUGAUUACACAAUAGAUGGAAACCAGGAGCUGAUCGCCUUCGGAGUUAGCAAUAUCUUUGGAGCGUCCUUCAAGGCCUUCGCAGCAAGUACAGCGCUUUCCAGGAGUGCGGUGCAAGAAAGUACAGGAGGAAAAACUCAAAUCGCUGGUUUACUAUCAGCUAUUAUAGUGAUGAUUGUCACUUUGGCUAUUGGAUAUCUUCUCGAGCCUUUACCAAAGUCUGUGCUGGGGGCCGUGGUCAUCAUCAACCUGAAGGGCAUGCUGAUGCAGUUCAAUGAAAUUCCUUACCUGUGGAGGAGAGACAGGCCAGAUUGUGUGGUGUGGAUGGUCACCUGUGGAGCAGCCACCCUCCUGGGGCUGGAUCUUGGAUUGGCUGUUGGUCUUGGUGUAGAGUUGAUCUGCGUCGUCCUCCGGAUUCAGUUCCCUCGCUGCAGUGUGCUAGCCAACAUUGAGGGGACAGAAAUUUACAAAGACAGGAAGGACUACAUCUGUAUAAAUGAACCAGAGGGGGUGAAGAUCUUCAGAAUCCCGUCCCCAAUCUUCUUCGCCAACAUGGACUUCUUUAGGAACAAGCUAGUGGAAGCCCUUGGCUUCAAUCCUCUGAGAGUGUUGAAAAAAAGGAACAAAGCUCUGAGUAAGAUCCGGAAACUUCUGAAGAAAGGCGACCUGCAGUGGACGUCAAAAGGGUUCAUGAACACAACAAACAACUCCCUCGUGGACCCAUUAGAAGACAGCGACAAUGAGGAGCUGGACAAGCCCGUCGACUUCAAGGACCUUCCCAUCCGCAUCGACUGGAACGCCGAGCUUCCUGGCAACAUUGUGGUUCCCAGGGUGGCCAUCCACAGCCUGGUGCUGGACUUUGCUGCCGUCUCCUUUCUGGACAUAUCUGGACUGAAGGGACUCAAAACCUUGCUGAAAGAACUGGUCCGUGUUGAAGUUGAGGUCUACAUCGUAGCUUGUGAUCCGUACAUCCUGGAGAAACUCCACAACUGUUGCUUCUUUGACGAGGAAGUUCAGCCCUCCAUGUUCUUCCUAACGCUGCACGACGCCAUGCUGCACAUUUUGGAGAAACAUCCAGAGACGACAGUGAGGAAAACAAACCAGGAUAAGAUACUAACAACAGUGACAGUCCACCAUGGGAGCCUCAGUCUCAGGAGCAGAGAUAAAAAUGGUCCAGUGCCAGCUGCAGAGACCAGGUUCUAACCGGGACAAAAGACGAAAUCAAUAAACGAAACGGCAAAAAGAAAAGAAGACUAUAUAUUUUAUACAUUGCUUUAUUUAUCACGCCUAAUUAAUAUACGUUUUAGAGAUUACGGUUUAAAUGAUUGUAAGAUCAUUGCGAAAAGGUAAAUCCAUAUUGCAUUGGGUGAUAAAGAAAUGUAAAUACAAUCCCAGAUUAACAGCACAUGAUGAAUUCUGAAAAACUAAACGCAAGCGUGAGAAGACGGAAUCCACCUCAUGGUGGCGCUAGCAGGAACAACACCUACUGUCUUCGUCCCACAUCAUUCUGAAUGUCUGCAGGAACCGAUUGAUGCACAUUUCUCCUAACACCACAUCAGUUAAUAUCAGUCAGGUUUAGAUUUGAACUUUGACUGGGCCGUUCUGUUGUCUUUCAGCCAUUUGAGCCGAUUUAAGUGAAACUUUAGCUCCUGGCUUCACGUUUUGUUUGUUUUCUGCCAAACAGAAAACAAACUGUCUGUGUGUUACAGUCAAGCAACAACAAACAGACCCAAUUCCAGUUCAGGUCCAUGGAGUCCAGAUUCACCUUGGGAGAGAAUUUACAGUUUUUAGACAUCUUUCAAACAAAGACGUUUGCACAUGGCUCUAUAACUCUUCCCAGACUGAUGGGCAGCAGCAGUUGUUUCCCUGAGGUCAUCGACGACGUCUUGGCAUCGUGUUAACACACACCUGGAUGCUCCAGGACUGCAAACAUCCACGACUCAAACUGAAAUUUAAAAACACUUUAUUGAUCCCAAGGGGAAUAUAGAUGUCAUAUCAAUUAGAAAUUUGUGGGUGUUAUUGUAGAGUGAUGGCUGUGGGCAGGACUCCUGCUUUUAUCAGGUUGUGACACUGAUGAUGAUCAGUUACACAAUGAAUUCCUGUAAAACAUUUUAUGUAUCAUGUCUGUUGUUUAUCUAAGCUUGUAUUUACCAAAUUUUAAGGUUGUUUUUUUUAUAUAAGAAAAUGUUUUGUGUGAUUGUUUCUGUGUGAGAAACAUUAUAGGACCUAGAUGAGGUGCAGAUAUAAAUAUAUCCAUUCCAUGUAGAUCAUGAAUUUAAGAGUUUGUUUUUAGUUUUUUUUAUAUAUAUUGUUGUACAUAGAAAAUAUUGUUAUACCAUUCAAGUAAGUGUACUGUUUUAUUACAA